This is a messenger RNA of Papaver somniferum (opium poppy), 861 nucleotides long. RefSeq lists its product as uncharacterized. The transcript is spliced from 2 exons. The coding region runs from base 1 to 861 and encodes 286 amino acids. The record is from RefSeq and is a predicted model, not a curated record. Lineage: Eukaryota; Viridiplantae; Streptophyta; Magnoliopsida; Ranunculales; Papaveraceae.
AUGUCCAUUUAUAAAUGGCCCAAAAAAGUAGUGCAUGCUUGUGAAAGAAUUAUUAGGAACUACUUAUGGUCAGGAAAUGCUGAGGAUAAAAAGUGCAUUACUCUUAAAUGGGAUAAAGUUUGUACUUCUACAGAAGAAGGAGGCCUUGGUAUAAGAAAAUUAGAAGAUUUGAACAAAGCUCUACUAAUGAAAUUUUUAUGGAAAAUGCUUCAUUCUAAUGAUGAGUGGGCUAAGUUCUUUCUUGCUAAAUAUACUGAUAGAAAUGGGAACUGGAUAUCAUUUUACAAGAGAUCAUUUGUUUGGCCAGGCAUAAGAUGGGUUAUUCAGGAAUUCAAUGAGCUUACAAGAUGGUCUGUUGGGGAUGACAAUAAAAUUUCUCUAUGGCAUGAUAGAUGGAUUUAUGAAGAACCUAUCAGUUACUUAUUUCCCAAUCAUAAUUUCAUAAAUCAAAAUUCCCAUCAAUUGGUUAGCAGUUUAAUUGUGAAUGGGAAAUGGUGUAUUCCUGAAGAUUUUCUCCAGUUCAUUCAAAUUGAACAACUCCCAGUCAUAAGAGAGGGUGCAGAUAUGCUUGUGUGGUGUAAUAGUAUUUUUAGUAAGUUUAUUGUAUCUGAUGCAAUUACAAAGAUUAGCUCUCAUAUGCCUAAACAUCACUGGUAUAAAAAUAUCUGGAAUGUUGCAGUUUUACCUUCAACUGCAGAAAAUAUUUGUGUAGAUGGAGAUUUACUGUUGUUGCUUAUUAUGCUUGCAUGUGAGAAUUCCUACUUUCUUUUGCUUGUUUACGCUGUAUGGGAACUUGGGUUUUGUUCCAUUUUGAAUAUUGAUGAUGGUUUCGGUAUGACAGUUCUUCGCCUGCAACUUUGA